AUGGCAAUGUCCGGAAAAAUUAGCGCUUAUCAGAGAUUAAUGUUGAGAAUUGCUUCGAUCCUGCCUGAAAGAUUCCGUGCUGUAUUUUUGCAUCCUGCAGGCCCGACUACGGUAUUCUUUUGGGCACCGACGUUUAAAUGGGGCCUGGUAAUAGCGGGUCUAGGGGACAUUAACCGACCCGCGGACACAAUCUCGCUCAGUCAAACUGCGAGUCUUAUGGUUACAGGCGCUAUAUGGUCUAGAUAUUCGCUGGUAAUAAUACCCAAAAAUUAUAAUCUAUUCAGCGUCAACAUGUUCACAUGCGCCACGGGGGCGUAUAAUUUUGUUAGAGGAUUGUUAUAUCAAAUGGAGAAGAAGUAA
Molecule: messenger RNA, 360 nt
Organism: Camponotus floridanus (Florida carpenter ant)
Lineage: Eukaryota; Metazoa; Arthropoda; Insecta; Hymenoptera; Formicidae
Product: mitochondrial pyruvate carrier 2
Exons: 3
Coding region: 1-360 (119 amino acids)
Biological process (GO): pyruvate import into mitochondria
Cellular component (GO): mitochondrial inner membrane
Molecular function (GO): pyruvate transmembrane transporter activity
Source: RefSeq, a predicted model, not a curated record